Messenger RNA from Rubroshorea leprosula, 1976 nucleotides. The record is from the annotation of a GenBank genome assembly. NCBI's taxonomy places the organism in Eukaryota, Viridiplantae, Streptophyta, Magnoliopsida, Malvales, Dipterocarpaceae.
CUUUCUUUUUCUUUUUAUGUUCAUUAUUUUCGUUCUUCAAUGCUCAAAUCCAAAAGGACAGUGUUAAUUUGGGGUGAAGAAAGACUGAGGGAACAGGAAUCUUUUGUUUUUUCAGUUUGAUUUUUGUUCAAUUUAGUUGCAGGUGGGAUAUGAAGAAAACCCAACUUACUUUCUCCCUCAAAUUCAUCUCUUUUUCCUAAAAACCCAUCCUUUGGUCUUCUAUGGUCAAUUUCAUGGAAAAGGCUACGACUUUCUCCCAUUUGGUAUCUUUGGUUCUGAUUCUUCAGUUGCUCAAUCCUUUCCUAGGGUUGUCUUCUUCUUCUCUGGGCUCAAAUGGGCAGCCUGAAAUCCCUACGAAGUUCCUUGAUUUUGCUCAAAGACAGGAGCUUGUUGAUUGGAUUGUGGGUAUUAGGAGGAAGAUACAUGAGAAACCAGAAUUGGGGUAUGAGGAAUUUGAGACCAGCAAGCUGAUUAGAGAGGAACUGGAUAAAAUGGGCAUUCCUUAUAAAUACCCAGUUGCAGUUACUGGUGUUGUCGGCUUUGUUGGGACUGGCAAACCCCCAUUUGUUGCAAUAAGGGCAGAUAUGGAUGCUCUUGCUAUGCAGGAAAUGGUGGAGUGGGAGCACAAGAGUAAAAAUCCUGGGAAGAUGCAUGCUUGUGGACAUGAUGCCCAUGUUUCUAUGCUUCUUGGUGCUGCAAAAAUACUUAAAGAGCAUAUUAAUGAGUUAAAGGGUACAGUUGUUCUUGUUUUCCAACCAGCUGAGGAAGGUGGUGGAGGGGCAAAGGUUAUGAUAGAUGAAGGUGCUUUAGAGAAAGUUGAUGCUAUCUUUGGACUGCAUGUUGCUCCUUCCAUUCCUAUAGGUGUUGUGGCCUCGAGACCUGGCCCUUUCUUGGCUGGAAGUGGCAUGUUUGAAGCAGUUAUAAGUGGUAAAGGAGGUCAUGCAGCCCUUCCUCAGCAUUCAAUAGAUCCAAUUUUGGCUGCUUCCAGCGUGAUUGUUAGCCUACAGCAUCUCGUUUCUCGUGAAGCUGAUCCACUGGAUUCACAGGUAGUGACAGUAGCAAAAUUUCAGGGAGGUGGUGCGUUCAAUGUUAUUCCAGAUUCAGUCACUAUUGGUGGGACCUUCCGAGCAUUUUCAAAAGAAAGUCUUAUUCAAAUUAAGCAGCGGAUUGAGGAGGUUAUCAAAGGGCAAGCUGCUGUGCAAAGGUGCAGUGCAACUGUAGAGUUCCUUGAAAAAGAGAAGCCGUUUUUCCCCCCUACCAUUAAUAAUAAAGAUUUGCAUGAGCACUUCAAAAGUGUUGCAGGGGAUAUGCUUGGAAAUCAUAAAGUUAUUGAUAUGCAGCCACUGAUGGGAGCUGAGGAUUUUUCAUUUUACCAAGAGGUGAUUCCUGGAUACUUCUUUAUGCUUGGAAUGCAGAACAAGACACGUCCAGAGCUAAAAUUCGUACAUUCACCUUACUUUGAGAUCAAUGAGGAUGCACUUCCAUAUGGUGCUGCACUUCAUGCAUCAUUGGCCGCCAGCUAUCUUCUCAAAGCAGAACCAAAAGUUCCUCUUCAAGGAAAGCUACAUGAGGAAAACCUCCAUGAUGAACUGUGAGGAGCUCCUUGACCAUCCUCACCAGGUUGGCUCUUAGUACUGCAGCUGUAAAUAUAACCUUGUUCAUGCUGGACACAUCAAUCAUGUACUUGAAGUUUGGUGUCACAAUUGAAAGUUACAUUUAGCUCAGCUGUUCAGUGUUUAGGAGGGUGAGGCAGUUAGGGGUUACAGAUUUUUAGGUUUUAACCACAGUGCUCUUCUCUUUGUUCCAGAAAAGAAAUACUAUUUCUUUUUCCUUACAGCUACACUUUGAAUGGAUCAUUUGUCAGUCAGUAUAAGUGAGAUAUUGUUCUUGCUUUUAAGCUGCUAAGGUGUUGGUUUAGUUUCAACGAAUUGUCAGAAUAAAGCUGAAUUCUGUGUUAAUAUAAACGAUAUAUAGCU